AUGACCAAAUCACUUUCUUAUUUCGUUGUUCCUUCUUGUUGUUGAACGUAUAAUAAUAAAAAUGUAUUUUGUAAAUGUGAUAUGAAUAAUCAUGUUAAUAUUGAAUGUUUUAUAUGUUUACCACAAUUAAGUGUCUGAUAUUGAUAUUUGUGAAAUAAACGAAUCCUAUUAAAUCAAGUUUUUUGUUAGUGAAAUUCGGAAAGUACACAAAUGUAGUAAACUACAUGAAACAACAAAUUGUUUUUUAUUGCUGUGUAUAGGUCUGCUUUUUCAUAUAUAAUCAAUCAAAAUGGUGUCGUCAUCAAUGAAGAGUGGCCUCUAUCUUGGCUUCGGUUCAGUCCUUGUCGUCAUCGGUGCCAUAAUGGCGGCGUGCUGGCCGCCUCUAUUCAUGAAACAGUUGCAAAAAAUGAUGGUAUUGACGAACGAGUCAAUGUCGUUCGAGAUGUGGCGUGAACCGCCCGUCCCCAUGUACUUGGAGUGCUACCUUUUCAACAUGAGCAAUGUUGAUGACAUCCUCGCUGGCAAGAACGUGAAGCCUCGCCUGGUGCAGUUAGGACCCUAUGUCUAUCGGGAAAUACAUACCAAGGAGAACAUGACGUGGAACAACGAGAACAACACGUUGACCUACUUCAACCAGCGGUGGUGGCACUUCCAGCCGGAGAUGUCGAACGGCAGCCUCUCGGACAACAUUACCAGCAUCAAUCCAAUAAUAGUGAGCGUCGCCUACGAACUGCGGUACAACAAUGUUCUGGAGAGAAUACUAGCGAAUGCCUUCCUGAGACUCAUCCACGAGAACAUGUUCGUGACCGCCAACGUGACCUCGUGGCUGUUCGACGGCAUCGAGGACCCGCUGCUGAAUAUCGCCAGCCAGAUACCGUUCCUGCCAUACGACUUGCCGUACGAUAAGUUCGCGUGGUUUUACGAGCGCAACGGUUCGUUAACAUUCGACGGGUCGUUCAACAUGAACACGGGCGCUGCGGACUUCUCCCAGCUGGGGAACAUCGAGAUGUGGCAGUACUCGAACAGGACAAUGUACCGGGACGAGUGCGGCGCCGUGCGCGGCUCCACGGGCGAGCUGUGGGCGCCCGAGCUCGGCCAGCAGGAGGUGUACGUGUUCGCGCCCGACAUGUGCACAUACCUGAUCCUGCCCAUAGACAAAGAGCUCACCGUGGAAGGCAUAACCGGUGUUCAGUAUGCUGCCAACGAUUCUGUGUUUGACAAUGGACAUAAAUAUCCACAUAUGGCGUGUUACUGCGCGGCGCAGCGGGACGCGGACUGCGUGCCGGCGGGCGCGCUGAACGUGUCGGCGUGCCGGCUGGGCGCGCCCGCCUUCGUGUCGCUGCCGCACCUGCUGCACGCCGCGCCGCACUACCGCGACCGCGUCGACGGCCUGCACCCCUUGCCUGAGCACAACUUCCGGCUGACGUUGGAGAUGUUCACGGGCAUGCCGCUGGCUGUGUCCGCUCAGCUGCAGAUCAACUUUCUGGUGCGCCACUACGCCGGGAUGAGUUUGAACAACCAAUUGCCGGACGACACGCUGGUGCCGAUGUUCUGGUUCCGGCAGGAGGUGGUGGUGACGCCCGAGUACGCCCAGCAGGCCCGUACCGCGCUGCGGCUGCGGUACUGGGUACCGUACGCCUUCUAUGUACUCACUGCAAUUGGAUUACUCCUAUUAGUACCAGGUGUGGCCAUAUUGACGAAGCGGAAAAUGAACUCGCCGAGUACUGAACCUAUAAUCCACUCGGAAGCGACGGUCGCCGAGACCCAGUGACGAAUAACCAAACACAUGUGUACGGUACGAACUCAAAUUAUAUAUAUUUAUAAAUUUUGUACACCCCUUAUCCACCGACGGUACCCUAAUGUAGUGAUUACCCUAAUACCAAAUAGUUAAUAAAAUACACAGAGAUGGCGUUAGUGAGGCGAUAUAUUUUUAACGUCGGUUAUUCCUUAAUUUUUUUUUAAUAUAUAUUUUUUGAUAAGAAAUCGAUAAAAAGUCGAAAGAUGACGAAGGUGAUGAAGUUUCCAUAUCCAGAUUCGAUUUUAUUAAAAAAAAAAGAUUUCGUGCUAGUAGUGCUAUCUCUUGACUAUAUCAUGAAAUAAAAGUUGUCGUGUAAAUGUUGAGAGAUGGCGCUAGUGAGUCGAUUUAAUUUUAGCUCUAAUCCUCAUUUCCAGAUAUGACUUACAAAAAAAGCUUUCUAACUACUAGUGCCAUCUCUCUGUUAUGAGCUAUAAAAAGUGCAAUAGCUUUGUCUUUAAAAUGUUUAAGUACUGUACAUUUUUACUAUGUUUAAAAGUACUAUGUAAUUAUUGAAAUGUCGAGAGAUGUCGUUAGUGAGGCGAUACAGUUAUAGCGUCCUAAAACUUCUCUUCCAUACUACAGACAAUUGAUUGCCAAACUAGUGCCAUCUCUUAGCUAUAUUAACAACUACAUAAACGAAUGUAAAUAAAUUAAUUUGUUUAUUUGUUGUUUGAUUAUUUAGCAAUUAUAUAAUGUUUAUAAAUGUUAUUUAAUUUAAUUAAAAAAACAAUUCAUCGAAACUAUGAAUACGAUAUGAAAUUAUGUUUUUAAGGCUGUCUACACACCUACGGUUUCUUGAUUCCCGUGUCGGGAACCUAAGAUUUAAGUUAACAAAAUAUGGACAUAUAUUUUUAUACUUUCGUAUAAUUAUAGGAAAUCAAAUUUGGAGAUGCGUUCCCGACAUGAAAACUUAAAAUCCAUGCGUGUGUAGCCGGCCUAAGCCUUUUGACGUGACACACUCUUUUUACUAUAAAUAUAUAAAUUUAAAGUUAAAAACAAAUAAUUACAUAGAAGGCAUUCCUUCUAUGUAAUUCCUUUUUAUUUUAUCAUUAUAAAAUAAAAACUGUAAAUCAUAUGGUUGUCUCCUUUCUUCUUAUAGAAAUAUAAUUAGUAAAAAGAGGACGAAAGAUACACCAUCAGUUGGUAUUUUUCUCAAUUCAUAGCAGGCUAGUGUACAGAAAAUGUUUGAUAUGUCAAUUAUUUGUCAAUGACAAAUUUUACAUUACUAUAUCAUAUAUUCGACACGGUUUAUGUAGAAAGUAUGCAAGCAGGUUGUAUCUGAAUUUGGUAGGUUUUUUUGAUGGGUGAAAAUGGUAUGGCAACCCCGCCUGCGCUAACGGGAUACGCUGGCGGAGCACCAGUGAAGGGUGAUAGAUGAGAAUGAAAACAGGCCAGUUAGACCAUCAUGAUGAAUUCAUCAGGAAUUAACCAUGAUAGUUUCCAGGGGAACCGCGAUGAGGUCGACCUGGUUGGGUAUAUUGCUAGCAAUGGGAUUCUCAGUCUCCAUCACUAACAAUCCCUUUCCCCCCAAUUUGGUAGGGUUAUACGGCCGUAUAACAUUUUCUAUACACUAGUCUGCUAUGAAUUGACAAUUUUAUCACUCCUUCUAUGUAAUUCCUUGUUCUUAGGUUUAUACAUAAUUAAAAUUGCUACCAAUGUUGGGACCAAAAAGUUUCCGUGUUCUAGAAGUUUCUAGUAAUUUUUGUACAUGUCAGCACCGUGUUGCCUGAAUUCCUUAAUGUGUCUUAACCUAGUUGUAUGUUAUCGUUAAAGAAAGGAAUUUCAAAGUGAAUUUAGUACAUCACGGCGCCUUAACUGUUCAAGGAUUAAUUAUUAGGCUUGAAAAACUUUUACCAUUCGAUAGCUCGUUUCCUGAGAUAGGUUAUAGCUUUAACGUAAUGUGGUACGAUCAUAGGUGAAGCUACAGUACACAGCUAGUCAACUGUAAAGAUUUUUGAGCUUCCAAUGUUAAUAUUGUAUGUCUAACUGCCAACUUAGUGUCGGAGACUUGUUUUUCAGUUCGUAUUUGGGAAGGUAUUUAAUUUUACUAAUAAGUAAAUGAUAGUAAAUGAAAUCAUAUUUGUUUGUUGAUUUUAUUUGGCUUUAUAAUUGUAUCCUGUAUAAAUCAAACUAUUUAGUAAUCAGUAAUUAAUUUUUUUUUAAUAAAUAAAUAAAUAAAUGAAUAAAUUUUUGACAUUUACGUCAAACCAGUACCGGUUUUAGUUAGUUGAUAUUGCUAUUUGUUUUUGAAAAUACACAAUUGCGUUGUAGCCAUUUCGAUGUUUUUUUUUUUUUAUAAUUAUUACUAACUUGGACUGCAUUGUUAACUAGACCAUUUAAAUUUUAUUUAUUUUUAAUGAUUAUAAAAAUUGUAUGAUUAAAGUUUAAUAGAUAACUUGUAAAUGUAAAUUUAGGUUUAAUACUAUGAAUCCAUAUUCCAUUUAUGAAGCUUUGGCUUUCUAUAAAGUUUUAUUUUAAAGUAUUUUUUUUAAUAUAUUAUUUCAUACUA
Galleria mellonella (greater wax moth) is the source of this 4307-nucleotide messenger RNA. It is a transcript of the gene SCRB3, whose product is annotated as protein croquemort-like. Gene Ontology annotation, molecular function: scavenger receptor activity. The record is from RefSeq and is a predicted model, not a curated record. The transcript is spliced from 11 exons. The coding region runs from base 290 to 1771 and encodes 493 amino acids. NCBI's taxonomy places the organism in Eukaryota, Metazoa, Arthropoda, Insecta, Lepidoptera, Pyralidae. Gene Ontology annotation, cellular component: cytoplasm; membrane.